Neomonachus schauinslandi (Hawaiian monk seal) is the source of this 648-nucleotide messenger RNA. RefSeq names its product mitochondria localized glutamic acid rich protein (gene MGARP). Gene Ontology annotation, biological process: anterograde axonal transport. NCBI's taxonomy places the organism in Eukaryota, Metazoa, Chordata, Mammalia, Carnivora, Phocidae. The transcript has 4 exons. Bases 1 to 648 code for a protein of 215 amino acids. The record is from RefSeq and is a predicted model, not a curated record. Gene Ontology annotation, cellular component: mitochondrial outer membrane; mitochondrion.
AUGUAUCUCCGCAGGGCGGUCUCCAAGACGCUGGCGCUGCCUCUGAGGGCGCCCUUCGGCCCCGCGCCGCUCCGAAAGGACGCAUCUCUUCGCUGGAUGUCGUCUAAUAAAUUGCCUGGAUCAUCUGGAUCAAAUAUGAUCUAUUAUCUGGUUGUAGGUGUCACAGUCAGUGCUGGUGGAUAUUAUACUUACAAGACGGUCACAUCAGAGCAAGCCAAACACACGGAACAUAUAACAAAUUUGAAAGAAAAAACCAAAGCAGAGUUACAUCCACUUCAAGGUGAAAUAGAGAAGGUGGCGGGAGCUGAGAAAGCAAGUUCAGAAGUGUGUGAAGCAUCUUUCGCGGAAGUUCCGGAGGUAGAUGCGGAAGACAGUUCAGACGCUCCAGUUGCAACCAUAGAGGAGGCUUCAGCCUCUCCUGGGGAUGCGGAGGCCGCUGCGGCAGAGACCGGCGCGGUCAGUGCUGAAGCUGGGCCAGAGGUGACCGCCGCAGCCCUGGGAGCCACCGCACAAAGCAGCGCUGAAAUGGCCUCAGAGGCUCAGAAUGCAGCUUCGCAUGAAACGGUUGCCAGAAAUGAUGAUAAAGGGACAACGGAGCAGGAAAGCUCUGGUGAAAGUGCUGAACGAGAAGAAGAAUCCUCCCGUUGA